CAAACAAAAAAAGUCUUUCUUUUGUGUAUAAAAACUUGUCAAUAUGAAGGACACCACUCUCCCUGAAAACGUCGAACUCUUACGUACCCGUGUUGUUGUCGAAAAAGACAGAGUGUAUAGCGUCAGUGGAAGUGACUAUCCCAACCAAUAUCCUGGUAUUAGUAACGCUUUUGACCUUGAAGAAUUCAAAAAGAAUUUCAAAGUAAAGAUCCAAAGAUUAUCCAAACACAGUGUUGAAUUUGACUUGAUUGGUAUUGAUGCUUCUAUUGCCAAUGCUUUUCGUCGUAUUAUGAUCGCUGAGGUCCCCACCAUGGCCAUUGAAAAAGUAUAUGUGAUGAACAAUACUUCUAUUAUCCAAGAUGAAGUAGUUGCCCAUCGUUUAGGUUUAAUUCCUAUCAAAGCCGAUCCUCUUGAAUUCGAUUACAUGACUGAAGAUGGUGGUCCUACUGACCUUAAUACACUUGUCUUUAAAUUGAAAAAGAAGUGUGAAUUGAACCCUGAAGCUGAUGCUGAUGAAACUGACCCCAAGAAGAAAUACAUCAACAGUUAUGUCUAUUCGAGUGACUUGAUUUGGGAACCCAAGGGUAACCAAGAAGAGAAGUUUGCCAAUAAUCCACCUAGACCUGUUCACGACGAUAUUGUAAUUGCCAAAUUGAGACCUGGACAAGAAAUGGAAAUGGAAUUACAUUGUCAAAAGGGUGUUGGUAAAGAACAUGCCAAAUGGUCUCCUGUUGCCACAGCAUCUUAUCGUCUUUUACCCGAAAUUACCAUCUUGGAACCUAUUACAGGUGAAGAUGCUGAGGAUUUCAAGAAAUGUUUUGUUGAUGGUGUUGUUCAAGUUGUCAUGGAAAAUGGUGUAAAGACUGCCAAGGUAGUCAAUCCUCGUAAAGAUACAGUCAGUAGAGAAGUUUUACGACAUGAAAAGUUCAAUGGCAAGGUUCGCUUGACCCGUGUUCGUGAUCAUUUUAUCUUCAAUGUGGAAACUUCUGGUAUUAUUCCUGCUGAACAAAUUUUCCUUUCAGCACUUGAUGUAUUUAUGGAUAAGAUUAAAGAUAUUCAACCUCUCGUUGACCGUGUUGUUUCUAAUGAUGUCUAAACAAAGCCAUCCUUACAUAUACACAAAAGAACGCAUUCAUUUACAUAUUCACCCCCACACUUUACAUGUUUUAUAGAGUCACGCAGAAAAAACUAUUGGAUGUCUUUUAAUGAUUUUCAAAAUCAAAUAAAAAUUGCAUGCUUUCCAUCCUUGAAUAAA
Molecule: messenger RNA, 1255 nt
Organism: Gilbertella persicaria
Lineage: Eukaryota; Fungi; Mucoromycota; Mucoromycetes; Mucorales; Choanephoraceae
Product: DNA-directed RNA polymerase
Exons: 6
Coding region: 44-1096 (350 amino acids)
Biological process (GO): DNA-templated transcription
Cellular component (GO): RNA polymerase I complex; RNA polymerase III complex
Molecular function (GO): DNA binding; protein dimerization activity
Source: RefSeq, a predicted model, not a curated record